Molecule: messenger RNA, 1194 nt
Organism: Salvelinus namaycush (lake trout)
Lineage: Eukaryota; Metazoa; Chordata; Actinopteri; Salmoniformes; Salmonidae
Product: leukocyte surface antigen CD53-like
Exons: 8
Coding region: 229-933 (234 amino acids)
Cellular component (GO): membrane
Source: RefSeq, a predicted model, not a curated record
AUUUUGAAAUGCACGCCCCUCACAAGUUCUCAGUAUAGAUUUACCAUAAUAUACCCUAGAAUAAGGAAGUAGAAUGAAUUGCCUUCAGUCUACUGAGAACGGGAAGUACCAGUACAGCCAAGUCAAAGGUGCAGUAAUCCUCUAAACAACGGAUUGUAAAGGGUAUCGGGCUUGAUUUAAACUUGUAUCACUAUUUCAACUGACAAGGUCUGGAAGCACUUCUGGGAAAUGGCUCAAAAUUGCCUCAAGUGUUUGAAAUACACCAUGUGUAUGGUUAACUUCUUGUGCUUUAUGUGUGGAACGGCAGUGUUUGGUUUUGGAGUGUUCCUGAUGUUGAACACCAAGGUUUCUGCUCUCAUCCCCACCCUGUCCUCCUUGAAUCUGGCCAACACACUCUUCAUCACCGGCAUCAUCAUCACUUGCGUGUCCUUCCUGGGGUUCCUGGGGGCCCUUAAAGAGAACCGCUGCCUCCUCAUCACUUUUUUCAUCCUGCUGUUCAUUCUGAUGUUGGUGGAACUGACUCUAGCCUGUCUACUGCUGGUAUAUGAGAAAGAGAUUGACAGAUUCCUAGAUAAGGAUCUCAAAGAAAGUCUGGCGAAAUCCAGGGAUUCAACUAAAGGUGGGAAUUCCACAAUGAACACGGAUGACUGGGACAUCAUUCAGAUCACGUUCCAGUGCUGUGGGAUCCAUAACACAAGUGACUGGAAGACCAAAGUGCCUAAUUCCUGCUGCCACGAGAGCCAAUGUGCUCCCGAGAAGCCAGUAUACUGGAAGGCCGGUUGUUACAAUAAGCUGAAGGUGUGGUUUGAGGAGAACUUCCUCGUCACCGGUGUUGGUGUGAUUGUGCUCUGCAUUAUCGAGGUCCUGGGCAUGUGUUUCUCCAUGACUUUGUUCUGUCACAUAAGCCGGUCUGGACUCGGCUACAAAUUAUGAAAAUUCUGCUUACCUGGUUAGGACCUUUCUGUUCUAACUGAAAACAUCUGUCUUCAACUGUUUUACAGAGAAUUUCCAUAUACAGAACUAUAAACGCACCUUUGAGAUUUUAUACACUUAAAUUAAUGAUUUGUUUUUUUGUUUGUUUUCUGUAAUAUAAUGCCGUCAGUUCAUGCUCUCUGAGGAUUCAUUUCAUGCUAAAAGGCAGGCACUUUAUAAUGUAAACCCAAAUAAUGCAAUAAACAUUGAGCUUUUAAUUCA